CCCACCCUGAUACCCCUGGGCAGGCACCCCCAACACCCAGAUACCUACCCGGACAGGGCCCAGCCCCUCAACACCCCGAUACCUCAGGCAGGGUGCAGCCCCCCACCCCGAUACCCCUGGGCAGGGCCCCCCAACACCCCGAUACCUCCCAAGGCAGAGCCCCCUCACACUCUAACCCCCAAACUGGGGCAGGCCGUACACAGCAUGAUCCUACAACCCCUGCCUUGUCAGUGAUGUGGGGCUGGGGACCCUUGUCAGGCUGGUUUCCUGGGGAGCACCCAGGCUUGUUCCCCACCCUUGGGAGCUCCCCGUUGCAGGCCAGGGCACUGGCUCUGUGUCUGGUGCAGCCCUGGGACUGGGCCAGGGGUUGGGUUUCCCGGCAGUCUGGGCAGUACCCCCCCUUCUGGUGCCAUCUCUGGCUGCUCUUCGCUCGCUGGGCUCCUCCUUCCCUGGGUCGCUGGCACUGUCCUGUCCCAGCCCCUGCCCUGCUCAAGCCCUGCCUGGCUCUCCGCUCCUCGGGGGGUUCCUGCCGCCACCACCACACUUCCUUCAAACCUCCCCUCAGGCUCCAAUUGCCCAGCUCCCAGUGCCAAUGCCACUGUCCACCAUACAGCCGCCAACCGGCCUCCCCAUCCAACCACCCAUCUCCCACCUGGCACUCCCAUCCCAACGCCAACAGCCCAAUUCCAGCCAUCUCACCCAACCCUCAAUUCCAGCUGCUGCUUUCAGAGGCCCCUCCUCCCAUUCUGACUCCCCGGGGCCAGCAGCCAUUCCCAGAGAAGAUGAAUGUUGUGGUGGUGAAGGCACUGACAUCACAGGACCAGAAAUGUCAGGCUGGAAGGGACCUCCAGGAGAAACCUAGUCCACCCCCCUGCGCUGAGGCAGGAGCAAGUAAACCUGGACCAUCACUGACAGAUCACACCCAUGACUUCUUGUCCUACCUUCCGUGGACAUGGAGAGCAAUUGAUCAACGACCUCUUUAUAACGGCUCUCAAGACUUUGAAGACUUUUAUCUAGUCCGCCCCCCCCACCCCCCGUCUUCUUUUCUCAAGACGACACAUCCAGUUUUUUUUAACCUUUCCUCCCAGGUGAGGUUUUCUAAAUCUUGUCUCAUUUUGGUUGCUCUUCUCUGGACUCUCUCCAAUUUGGCCACACGUUUCGUAAAGAGUGGCCCACAGAACUGGACACUGUACUCCAGCUGAGGCCUCCCCAGUGCCGAGUGGAGCAGGACAGUUACCUGCAAUGUUUUACAUACAACACUCCUGUUAACACCCCUGGGAAUAUCAGUCUUUUUGGUCCAUGCAUUUCAAUAGGAGCUUUGCCCAAAUGAAGCAUUUAGGAAACAGUGAGAAUGGGCUUUGGAAGUCGGCUCAUUAUCAGGGAGCCCAGAAAUCUGUUUGACACAGAAAAAUGCGGAAUUUGUGUUUUCACAGAGAAUCUUUUGUUUUUACAUUUUGUGAACAAAUAAAAACAUACAGUGGAAAACCGUUGAUCGGCUCUGUUUGGGACCAGGGCCAGGUCAGAUCACCAAAAAUUGGGAUAAUCGGGAAUUGGCAAAGAGCUUUCUAGCCCUUGUUUUAAGAUGGAGGGCCCAGACGUGGGUGGUUAGCCCCGGGCAGCCAGGUCUGACCACUGGAGCCCCAGUCACCCGGAGCCGAGCACCUGAGCCCAGCCACUGUCAGCCCCAGGUGGCUGGUGGUUCGGUUAAUACGAAGAGCUGGAUAAUGGAGGCUCAGAUAAACAGGGUCCUGCUGUCCAGAAUACGGGCAUAGAAGUAUUUGGUAUAAGUAAGAAAUACA
Mauremys reevesii (Reeves's turtle) is the source of this 1799-nucleotide messenger RNA. RefSeq lists its product as uncharacterized. Bases 234 to 1202 code for a protein of 322 amino acids. Lineage: Eukaryota; Metazoa; Chordata; Testudines; Geoemydidae. The record is from RefSeq and is a predicted model, not a curated record. The transcript is spliced from 2 exons.